Molecule: messenger RNA, 1081 nt
Organism: Papaver somniferum (opium poppy)
Lineage: Eukaryota; Viridiplantae; Streptophyta; Magnoliopsida; Ranunculales; Papaveraceae
Product: probable calcium-binding protein CML25
Exons: 1
Coding region: 115-726 (203 amino acids)
Molecular function (GO): calcium ion binding
Source: RefSeq, a predicted model, not a curated record
AAGUUUAUAUAAAUCCUGAUAUCCGUUUCUGUCUCCUUUUCUUUCUCUGAAUCCUUUUUGUUCUCAAAUUCUCAUUCUCCAGUUUAUUCUUCUGAUUUUGUUCUCAAAUUAACAAUGGGGAUUAGAUCAUUGCUGGGUAAGAAAAAGAAAUUACAGAAUAAUAAUUCAAUGGGGGAUUUGUCAUCAACAUACGAAACACCACCACAAUCACCAUCUAUUUUCAUGAAUUCAUCCAACAAGAAGGUACAAGAAUUCGAAGAGAUUUUCAAGAAGUUUGAUGUGAAUGGUGAUGGGAAGAUAGAAUGGUCUGAAUUAGGGUUGAUAAUGAGUAGUUUAGGACAUAAUGCUGAAGAAGAAGAAUUAAAGAAAAUGGUAAAAGAAGUUGAUUCAGAUGGAGAUGGAUUCAUUGAUUUAGAUGAGUUUAUUGAAUUGAAUACUAUUGAUCCUGAGAAAUUACUCGAAGAUGUUAAAUCUGCUUUUACGAUUUUAGAUGCUAAUGGUGAUGGAUCAAUAUCACCACAGGAAUUACAAAAGGUUUUGAGAAGUUUGGGUGAGAGCCCAACGCUUGAGGAUUGUAAGAAUAUGAUUAAAGGUGUGGAUUGUGAUGGUGAUGGUCUUGUUUCGUUUGAGGAGUUUAAGAAGAUGAUGAUUCGUGGUUCGGCUUGUACUGAUCAUUUUCUACAGAGGAAUGCGAGCAAGAAUGAUAAUCAGGAAGUUCAAGAAUGAUGAUGAUCCGUUUCAUCAUAUGUUAACUUUGUUAGUUUCUGGUAAAUGGAAUAGAUCUACUUUUACAUUUGUUUGUUUUUUUAUGCCUAGGGGUUCUUUAAAUUUGUUAUUCAUUGGAUUCAUUUGAAUUGCAUGCUGAAGUUUAGUUUGAGAUAAUAUGUUAGACAAAAAUUAACAAGACCAAAAGUUAUGAACAUUCUUUUUCUUCUUUGAACUGUAAUUGUGGGCUGGGAAAUGUAUAUUAUACUACUAAGUUUUUUUGUUUCCUAGACUAAUUGUUAGCUAAAUCAAUGUUUGAUUAUGGCGUUGCAUUGUAUUUAUUUGCAGUUAAUAAUUUGACGAAACUUCAAUUUUA